AUGUCUUCACCAUCCCAUAACAACCAAGAUGACAAAGGCGGAGACAAAAAUAGCGAUCGUGAUUCUUCCGAACGGGAUGAAGUAGUGGAAGCGUUGGUGGCAUUACUGCCCAUGGAGAUGAAGAAUGUGUUGGACGAUACUAUCCUUUGCAAGAUGCAGAAUUUACUGCGAGUGCUCCGGACAAAUGCCCCCAACAAACUAUCCAGACUCGACCAGGAAAAGACGCGUGCUGCCAUUUUGUUGGACUACGCGGUCCAAAGCGAACGAAAAGUGGUCUUGUUUCCUACCACUAGUAGCAUGAUGAAAGCACUGGGAAUCGACCCAUCGGAACUGGAAACCUUCCAAGCAUUGAGAGACACGAUUGUCACGCUUCUCGAAGCAAAACCUCCUGCUAAUAUCAUCGAUAGCAGAAAACGCACGAGAGGUGACGACGAGCCUGCAGAAGAAGAAGAACAACCACAGCUCAAACAGCACAAGACAUCCGACGCCAAAGAAGAAGAGGUAGACUUUACGUUGCUCUUGUCGGACCAUCAACGUUUACCCAUCACCAAAUCCCAGUCCGAAAAACUACAAGAAUCCUGCGCCUUUUUCCGGAAUGCUUUUCGUCACGGAACCAAGGAAUGUCAACAACGAAUCAUUGCCAAACCGGAUUGGACACUCGAAGUUGCCAAAUCCAUAGUGGAACUUACGCUGCACGGGAAACUCCCAGUACCGACAGCAACCAACGGCGGAUCGUAUGCACCCUUGAAGGAAGCAGCCGAUCAAAUUCUAUUGCCCAUUCGAGUGUCUCAUCCAAUAUCCGGACGCGACAUUCGAGAGGACUGUCAGCUGGUCCAGUUGAUGGCAGAAUCGUGGAAGGCGGCCAAAACUGUAUUUACCAUGGACAUGACCAUUCGCAAUCAAAAAUUGCUACGAAACAAUAAUAACAAUAACAACAACCAAAUUGGGGAAGUUUGGGGAGACCUCUUGACGGCGGGGACUGUCUUUGUGGAUUCUACUACUACAGAAGAACAGCAAUCAGCAUCACAACAACUACAACAAGACGGAAUUGUUAUGAAGCUCACACCGUCGUCGACAACAACAGAGGAAGAACCGACAUUGGUUCCACCCGCAGACAUGCUCUCUGUGGGAUCUUUUGCGCCCCUUUCCAUUUCAAUCUAUCAUACAUGUGUCCAGCUCAGCAACUCACUCAGAAAUCGACGUCGACCCUUGCAAGAAACAAACAAUCGACCCGCCUGCAUGGCCAUGCCCUUGUACUUGGGAGGCAAACAGUGGCUGGCGAAUCAGUUCCCCGAUCUCGAGUUCUUGACCAUUGAAGCCAACAAUGUGCCCAACGUACUCCACAUGACAAGAGUCACUUCCGAAUUCACAGACUUGCAAAAGGUGCUCCGGGCAGCACGAGAUCUCAUUGCUCCCGUCAAUCUCACCAAACUAUGCUAUCUACUAGUGCCUGAUCCGGAUGUGGCAGUGUUGGGAAAAUUGAUUCGAGCCUGUCAGGCAUGUCCGGAAAAUCCAGGAACCAUUGGGUGGGAUUUGGAAAAGAAUCAAUUCUGCACCCUCAAGACGUUGAGAGAUACACAGUUCAUUCUGGAUACCUUGGCAAACACGUCCACCAGUCGAGAUGGGGACGCCGAUAGCACAAUUCGUUUGAUCAAUGUGGACAUGACGUCGGCACCUGCUUGGUUGGCUUACUGA
This is a messenger RNA of Seminavis robusta, 1695 nucleotides long. NCBI's taxonomy places the organism in Eukaryota, Bacillariophyta, Bacillariophyceae, Naviculales, Naviculaceae. The record is from the annotation of a GenBank genome assembly.